UCUAUUAUCAGUCAUAAAAGGGAACGCAACUCCAGUCUGCAGGGAGAAACAAGACACUAAGACCCAGCGCAGUUAAUUUAAGAAUCAUUGCAACUAAAGGAAUAAACUAUCGUCCAAUAAUGAACGAAGAGAGCAUCAGACCCAGCCCUCAGGAUUUGUUACGGCCACCUCAAAUUGGGACUGGUGAUAGAAGAACAGUGUUCACAGGAGGAGGAGGAGGAGGACAGGAGAAUGGUGGGAAUGCACUGUACCCUAUACCCAGUAGCCCUUCUCCUAUUAGUGGAGGGAGUAGUAGCUCCACUGGCAUUGCCAAACCAAAAGGAGGAGGAGUGAAAACUAGCAGUAAUGGAUACACUAAACUAGCUGUAUCAAGUGAUGAGUAUAUCUUAGCUGGGGGUGUCUCAAUGCUGGAUGGUAGUACCAAGUUACGUAUCAUGGAGGCAGAGCUCAAUAUUGUCCGAAGAGACUUCUCUGAGUUACUGGCCGAGCGUAAUACGUUAGAAACGCAGUGCAGGAGGUAUGAGGACUCUUGGAGGUUCACUGUACAGCAGCUAGCAAGAGCUAUUGAGCAAAGAAAUGAUGCAGUGUCACAAUUACAGAUACUAGAGGGAGGAGGCUCACCUGUAAUGAAGGCAUCAAGGAGUCCUGAAUUUAAGAUGAAGAAGAUGAAGUCACAGCAAUUGAGGGUCGAGCUGGACUCCAUUAUGCAGCAGCUGAACACUCAAAUGAGGGUCUCAAGACAACUCGAGUUUGAGAGGGACAAAGCCAACGACGAAUGCGACUUGACAAAGGCUCAGCUCCAAACUGUCAUCCUUCAGAAUCAGGACCUGAUCAAUGCCUGUGCUGAAGUAGCCCGGCAGAGAGACAGGGCUAUAGCUGAGAAAGAGGUUUUGAGAGAAGAGCUAAACAGGUAUGACAAUGAGUUGGAGUGCAUAGUUGACUUUGAAGGAGAUAAUGAAGCUCCCAGCAGCACUAGAGAAAAGCUCCUACUACAGCAAAUUAAAAUGCUCAGAGAACAAAGAGAGCAAUUACAGACUACGUAUCAUCAGACGAUCGAGCAGUAUAAGAAACAGGUUUCAAAGUUGACUUUAGAUAAAAGAAAUGCAGCAGCUUCUGCUGAUGGAAUGAGAGCGUUGCUUCAAAGAAGACUGGAAGGCUCACAGACUGAGAACACGGAACUGAGAGCAGAAUUAAGGACAUCAAGUGAACUGAUAACUCAAUUGAAGAACCAGUUAGCUCACCUCAGACUCUCACAGCAGGGCCAGUCCUCUUACCUUUCCACUGGGAGUAUGACUACUAGCGGUGAUGGGAACUCCACCUCUCCUGACUCACCUCCUGAAUCCCAAUCUAGCGAACUUCAGGUUCUUAGUUUCAAGCCUGGUUCUGCUGGUUUAAGAUCCACUCUCUCUCAAGACACUGGAACAAUACUGUACAACGAGGGCUCAGUUGGAAGCAGCAGCUCCACCAACACUCCUUCGUUAACACAGCAUUCUGAUCUCAUCUCUCCUGGUGGGAGCUCAUUGUCUGGUUACAGAGUAUCAAGCGCUCGUACCAGACGGAAUCAUUAUGUUCCAACUGCUUCACCUUUCCCUGAGGAAACACACAAUCAUAGCUCAGAGGAAGAGAGCUCCAGCUGGAUAUGAGUUAACUGUUGUGUCCUCUUCUUCUCACUCAUCACUUUGUUUAAUUUUUACACCAUACAUGUAUCUUUAUUUGUGUCUCUUUUCUUUUUUGUUACCAUUAUUAUUAUUAUAACAAACAUCGAUUCACUACUCCAUACUGUACAUGAAUUCCCAUACAAAAUCAACAAACAGUUUAUUGAUAAUUAUAUCAUUAUUUUACUGACAAAAAGUUUUGAUUAUAAACUAGCCAACUUGUGUUUUUAUUCAUUGAUUCAUUCAUUAAUUGUAUUCCGUA
This is a messenger RNA of Amphimedon queenslandica, 1917 nucleotides long. Its product is annotated as non-neuronal cytoplasmic intermediate filament protein-like. The transcript is spliced from 8 exons. The record is from RefSeq and is a predicted model, not a curated record. Lineage: Eukaryota; Metazoa; Porifera; Demospongiae; Haplosclerida; Niphatidae. The coding region runs from base 120 to 1643 and encodes 507 amino acids.